Gilbertella persicaria is the source of this 477-nucleotide messenger RNA. Its product is annotated as Mss4-like protein. Lineage: Eukaryota; Fungi; Mucoromycota; Mucoromycetes; Mucorales; Choanephoraceae. Bases 5 to 475 code for a protein of 156 amino acids. Gene Ontology annotation, molecular function: carbon-sulfur lyase activity. The transcript has a single exon. The record is from RefSeq and is a predicted model, not a curated record.
AAUCAUGUCUAACAAAUCAUUACAAGGUGCUUGUAUGUGUGGUGCUAUUCAAUUCAAAUUGAAAGGUCUACCAAAGAAAUCUGCUAUUUGCCAUUGCUUGGAUUGUCAAAAAUCAGCAGGCAGUGCUUUCCAAACAUCCAGUGUUUAUGCAGCUUCAGAUGUGGAUAUCAUAGACCCUGAAGGCCAUUUGAAGAAAUAUGUCGUGCCUGGUAAUAAAGUAGGUAGUGGCCAUGAAAAGCACAAGUAUUUCUGUGAUGUCUGUGGCUGUCCUGUCUACAAUAUGCCCAUGAAAGAAGAAGGCAAGAUCAUGGUGAUCAAGACAGGUUUGAUUGAUGCGGAAGAAGGCAAAGGUGGUCUUCAUGCUUACAAAGAACUCAAACCUCAAGCUGAACUCUUUACGCGUUCAAGAGCAAACUACCUUAGUGCCCUUAAUAAUGUGGAUCAAUUUGAUACUGGAUUUACACCCACGAAAUAAAG